Gastrolobium bilobum is the source of this 3471-nucleotide messenger RNA. Its product is annotated as pentatricopeptide repeat-containing protein At4g30825, chloroplastic. Lineage: Eukaryota; Viridiplantae; Streptophyta; Magnoliopsida; Fabales; Fabaceae. The record is from RefSeq and is a predicted model, not a curated record. The transcript is spliced from 2 exons. Gene Ontology annotation, molecular function: protein binding. The coding region runs from base 108 to 2750 and encodes 880 amino acids.
CCACAAGACCAUCCCUUCAACAUGAUUACACGAUGAGAUGAGAUGAGAUGAGACAAAAAUGAAGAAGUGCUUCCACCAAUCACAACCACCACUAUCAUCUCCCCUUCAUGGCCUCGUUGGGAUUUUCCAUCUCUCUCGAUUUUGCUUUCGAUUCCAAACCUUCACUUCCUUCCCUUUCCCUUUCCACUUCCACUUCCACUUCCACUUCCAUUCACCCUCACCCAAAAACGAAGCUUGGAAUUCCCGUCGCCGAAGCGAACCCGAAUUCCAACCCUCAGGUUCGGAGCACUAAGAAAGCGCCAAAGACAAGCAGAGACUUGAAAUUCAGUUACGCAACUAAAAGCAAUGUUCCGCUAAACACGGAGAAGUUGUUCACGCACGGUGCUGACGUGGAUUUCUCUUCCGUUGGGGUUGAACUGAGCGCGCAGCAUUGCAACGCAAUCUUGAAACGGCUUGCAGAAGAAGAAGAGAGCGCGAGUGACGGCGCCAAAACGCUGUCGUUUUUCGAGUGGAUGAGGAAAACCGGGAAGCUUGAACGCAACGCCGGUGCUUACACCGUGGCUGCACGCGCGUUGAGCAGGAGAGGAGAUUGGGAAGCUGCAGAAAAACUUGUUCGGGAAAUGAGGGACAAGUUUGGUUCCGAAUUGAGUUUCCACGUUUUCAACACGCUCAUCUACGCGUGCUCCAAACGCGGUCUCGUUCAAUUGGGCGCGAAGUGGUUCCGAACGAUGCUAUCGUUCGGCGUAGUUCCGAACGUCGCGACGUUCGGAAUGUUAAUGACCCUUUGCCAGAAGGGAUGGAACGUUGAGGAAGCAGAGUUUGCGAUUUCGCAAAUGAGGGAACAUAAAAUAAUAUGUGAAUCUGCAUAUUCUUCAAUGAUAACAAUUUAUACCCGUUUUGGGUUAUAUAAGAAAGCUGAAGGUGUUAUUGAGAUGAUGAAGAGUGAUGAGGUUGUUCCUAAUUUGGAGAAUUGGUUAGUUAUGUUGAAUGCAUAUAGCCAGCAAGGGAAAUUGGAGGAUGCUGAGAGAGUGUUGUUUACGAUGCAAGAGGCAGGGUUUUGCCCUAACAUUGUUGCUUAUAAUACUAUGAUAACAGGUUAUGGGAAAGCGUCGAACAUGGAUGCUGCUCAGAGGAUGUUUUUGUGUAUGCAGUUUAGGGUUGGAUUGUAUCCUGAUGAAACGACAUACCGUUCAAUGAUUGAGGGUUGGGGUAGAGCUGAUAACUAUGAACAAGCAAGGUGGUAUUAUAAGGAGCUUAAGCGGUUAGGGUAUAAGCCGAAUUCGUCGAAUUUGUAUACGUUGAUAAAGUUGGAAGCUAAACAUGGAGAUCAUGAGGAUGGUGCUGUUGGGAUCAUCAUCCUUGAUGAUAUGGUGGAUAUUGGAUGUCAGUAUUCUUCUAUAAUUGGUACUCUUUUGCAUGUGUAUGAGAGGGCUGGGAAGGUUCAUAAGGUGCCUGUUUUGCUCAAAGGUUCGUUUUAUCGACACGUUUUGGUUAACCAGAGUUCUUGCUCAACUCUGGUCAUGGCUUAUGUGAAGCAUCAGUUGGUGGAAGAUGCUAUCAAGGUGUUGAAUGACAAGAAGUGGAAAGAUCCGCAUUAUGAGGAUAACUUGUAUCAUCUUUUGAUUUGCUCGUGCAAAGAGGCGGGUUUGAUGGAGGAUGCUGUUAAGAUUUUUAGUCAAAUGCCCAAGAGCGAUGACAAGCCGAACAUGCACAUCAUGUGCACCAUGAUUGACAUUUAUAGUGUCAUGGGGCUUUUCAAUGAUGCGGAGGUGUUGUAUCUGAAGUUGAAAUCUUCAGGUAUUUCCUUGGAUAUGAUUGCCUUUAGCAUUGUUGUGAGAAUGUAUGUCAAAGCUGGAUCUUUGAAAGAUGCUUGCUCUGUUUUGGAUGCAAUUGACAAGCGACCGGAUAUUGUUCUGGACAAUUUUUUGUUGCGUGAUAUGUUACGCAUUUAUCAAAGAUGUAACAUGGUGGAUAAACUAGCUGAUAUGUACUACAAAAUCUCAAAAGAUAGAGCGAGUUGGGAUCAGGAACUAUAUAAUUGUGUCCUAGAUUGCUGUGCUCAGGCUCUGCCAGUAGAUGAGCUUUCGCGGCUUUUUGAUGAGAUUCUACAGCGUGGAUUUGCACCUAACACAGUUUCCUUCAAUGUCAUGCUCAAUGUCUUUGGGAAAGCCAAGCUUUUCAAGAAGGUUAGGAGGUUUUUCUGUAUGGCUAAGAAGCAGGGCCUGGCUGAUGUGAUCUCUUACAACACUAUCAUAGCUGCAUAUGGGAAAAAUAAAGACUUCAAGAACAUGUCAUCAAUGGUUCAGAAGAUGCAAUUUGAUGGAUUUUCGGUUUCCCUUGAAGCUUACAAUUCGAUGCUGGAUGCUUAUGGGAAAGAUGGCCAGAUGGAGACAUUUAGAUCUGUGUUGCAAAAGAUGAAGGAAUCGAAUUGUGACUCUGACCACUACACAUACAACACCAUGAUCAAUAUCUAUGGAGAACAAGGGUGGAUUGAGGAAGUUGCUAAUGUGCUUACGGAAUUGAAAGAAUGUGGACUUGGUCCUGAUUUGCAUAGCUACAACACAUUGAUCAAGGCAUAUGGAAUAGCAGGAAUGGUUGAAGAGGCCGUAGGUUUGAUCAAGGAAAUGAGAAAAAAUGGAAUAGAACCUGACAAGAAAACCUACACUAAUCUUAUCACUGCACUGCGCCGAAAUGAUAAAUUUUUAGAAGCUGUUAAAUGGUCGUUAUGGAUGAAACAGCUGAAAUUAUGAAUUUCAUAAAGCUAUGACAUUAUCUGUGUGGUCUUAGACCUCUAACUUCGUUUCUUUGAGGAAUAGCAUGACCUUAAAGUCCUGCUUGAGUACAGUCUCUGACCUUUAGCUUCCUUGCUUUCUACAUCCAUUCUUGUCAUGGUAGAGCUCGUGAUUGAUGAUUGUAAGUUCCGAAUCUGAGUCCAGAUAUCAUGGAUUUUCAGUGGAAUAGCUGCUGUAUGGGAUAUUGACUUUAAAUAAGGUGUUAGAUAAGAAAUCGAAGUAUGAUGAGACAACUUGGAAAUAUUCUACGAAGACCUUGAAGAUAUCUCGCUCGCUGCACAUGCGUAAUAUUGAGCACACUCGCAUUUUGCAACCAACUGGCGGAAGAUAAAUUUCAUUUAAAGCUCCAAUUAGGAGGCACUAAUCAGAAAAUGUCAGUGAGUCAGUGACAGAGUUUCCAGCUCCAAAAGCAACCUGUUUGAAUCAGCAAUUGUAAUUUUCACUCUGGUAUUUGCUCUACAACGGUACUUUGCCACAUUACAUAAACUAGGUCUGCAGUUCUGUACUCCUAUUUCCUACAAGAUGUGCUUUUUACAUGAUUUUUACAUGAUUUUAAUACCUCGAGGCUACGAUUAUGAUCUAAUCCCAGAAAGCAAUUACUAUUAUGCUAUCAACUCCCACACCUACACCUUAAUUGUUAUCCUUAAUCUUUUUUUUUUUUUAAUAAUCAAAUGGUUGC